Molecule: messenger RNA, 1635 nt
Organism: Acanthamoeba castellanii str. Neff
Lineage: Eukaryota; Discosea; Longamoebia; Acanthamoebidae
Product: RFX DNAbinding domain containing protein
Exons: 4
Coding region: 1-1635 (544 amino acids)
Biological process (GO): regulation of transcription by RNA polymerase II
Molecular function (GO): DNA-binding transcription factor activity, RNA polymerase II-specific; RNA polymerase II cis-regulatory region sequence-specific DNA binding
Source: RefSeq, a predicted model, not a curated record
AUGCGACGGCUCGCACAGAAGAAGAAGUGCCUCCAACACAGAGCUCUCAUCGUCGCGUGGCUACGCGUCAAUUACUGCCUCCGGGCCAGCGGGUCCAUCGCCAAGCGCGACGUCUUCGUCCACUACAUUGAACUGUGCCGGGCCAACAGGAUUCAGCCAUCGUCGGCAGCGUCGUUCGGCAAGAUACUGAAGAUGGCCUUCCCGACGGUCAAGUGCAACCGCGUGGGUCCGCGCGGAGCCUCCAAGCAUCACUACCGGGGUUUGGUGCUGCGCGACACGUACCAGCUAUCGCUCGAGAACGUGGAGCCGAUCAGCGACGCGGCCAUCGCCGAGAUGAUGAGGAACAUGGAGGACAACGACAACAACGAUGACGAUGAUGACGAUGACGACGACACCACCGGUGGUGACGCCCACAGCGCCGUCAAAUCCGAGAGCUCCGGGUCGGCCUACGCUUCGCCCACCCAGCAGCAGCAGCAGCAGCCGCCGCACAGCUACCUCUCCUCGUCGUCGUCGCCCUCACCAUCGCCUCCGCCCUACAAUGGCUACGCCGCUCAGUUCAUGCCACCGCCUCCCGCGGCCUACGCGGCGUACCCGCCACUGCCGCCCGCGCUCUCCGCCGCGAUCAAGCCGGCCUACAUGCUCCCGCCGCCGUCGCAGCCGCAGAAUCAGCACUACAUGGCGCCGCACGACCUCAAGAAGGCCGAGUCGUUCUCGUGGAUCUCACCCGACAUGCACGAAUCGCGAUCGACCGCUUGCGCGCAGCAGCCCCCGUCGCAGGCAGCCUACAGGGAGUGGGCCGAGAAGCGCGACCUGGUCGAGUUCUGCGAGCGCAACUUCCAAUCGCUCUACGACACGAUCCUGCGAUUCAACUGCGGCGAGGGCAAGGACCAGGUGCUGACCCACGUCGCCGAGGCCUGGAAGAACCUGCGCCAGUACACCCAGCACAUGAACCUCUUCCCCGAGGCGCCGACCAGUACAUCGGCGGCGGCCAAGGCGAAGCAGGCGGGCGGCACGGGCGACUAUGCGCAGGGCGAGGGGAAGCGAGACCAGGAAGAGCGGUACAACCAGCUGGGCAACGACUACGACGAGCUCAAGCGCAAGGCCAUGCUCGAUGUCGGCUACAGCAGUAGCAGCAUGCUGCCGCACCACCACCAGCAGUUCCAUCAGCCGCUUAGCGCCUACCAGCACCAUCAACAAGCGCAGCAGCAGCAGCAGCAGCAGCAGCACAACAGCAAGCGACCAUACACUUCGUCGUCGCCUCAGUCGUCGCACGGUGGUAGUGACCACUACGCCGCCGCCGCUCCGCCUGCGCUCCCACCUCCCUCGUCGUCAUCGUCGACGACGACCGGUAGCACGCCGCCGCUGGUCUCCUUUUCGGGCAGCUCGUCGUCGCUGUCGCUGUCGUGGCUCAACUCGUUGCCCUUCUCCGUCAACAACUCGCAGUACCAGCAGAGCCAGCCGACCCACUACACGAGCUACCACCGCACCACCACCGCCGGUGGCGCUGGCCCGAACGCCGCUGCCGCCUCCUCCUACCAGCUACCCUCGUUCGCCGCGUCGGCCGAGGGGGGCAACCGAGGGGGCCUCGAGGGACUCGAGUACCGGUCCUUCGAAUGGAAGGGCGCGUUCGAGUAA